Messenger RNA from Monoraphidium neglectum, 552 nucleotides. RefSeq lists its product as hypothetical. The record is from RefSeq and is a predicted model, not a curated record. NCBI's taxonomy places the organism in Eukaryota, Viridiplantae, Chlorophyta, Chlorophyceae, Sphaeropleales, Selenastraceae. Bases 1 to 552 code for a protein of 183 amino acids. The transcript is spliced from 3 exons.
AUGCUGCUCGCCGCGCUUUCAAUCAACAGGCGGCAGCUCGAGCCGCAGCACCAUCCGCUGCAGCCGCACUACUACUCGGCCGCCCUGCGGCCCCUGAGGCGGUACCUAGCAGACCACCCCGAUGACAUGUUGGCGCCCCUGCUGAGCCAGCUGGAGCGAUCGCCGCCGGCCAGUGUUGAGGAUGCGCGGCAGGUGUACGCGGCCGCGCUCGAGCGCCUGACGUGGCCCGGAAGCUGCGCGCCCGCGCGGCCGCCCCUCUGGCAGGCCCUGACCGGCCGCGGCUCCGCGCCCGGCAGCCUGCCCGCCUUCCUGGACGCCGCCUUCGCGCUGCUCGCCUCCGAGAGCCGCGGCCGCCUGAUCGACUGCCCCGAGGAUCCCUCGCUGCCCCACGGCGGCGCGGGCGCCGCCGCCGCCGCCGGCCGCGUCGCGAUCGUGAGCAACCUGCGGAAUGCGGAGGGCGCGGCGCCAAACAUGGUGCUGCAGACGCGACGCGCCGGUGGCUGGGCCUGCUGCAGCUGCUGCUCGCGCCGGCGGGCGUGCCCUUCAGGGUAA